Suillus subalutaceus is the source of this 1962-nucleotide messenger RNA. RefSeq lists its product as uncharacterized. Gene Ontology annotation, molecular function: RNA polymerase I core promoter sequence-specific DNA binding. Gene Ontology annotation, cellular component: RNA polymerase I core factor complex; RNA polymerase transcription factor SL1 complex. The coding region runs from base 47 to 1828 and encodes 593 amino acids. The transcript has 10 exons. The record is from RefSeq and is a predicted model, not a curated record. Lineage: Eukaryota; Fungi; Basidiomycota; Agaricomycetes; Boletales; Suillaceae. Gene Ontology annotation, biological process: RNA polymerase I preinitiation complex assembly; nucleolar large rRNA transcription by RNA polymerase I.
CCUGUGCAUCACGUGGGCGUUUACUCCUUUGUACAACAACAUUUUCAUGGCGCCACGACGCAAAUGUCCUGUCUGUGGGUCGAAGCAAUGGCACAAGGAUUCUUCGAGCGGCCUUGUCGCCUGCAGCGAAGGGCAUGUCAUACAGAACUUCAGAAAUGAAUCAGGCGAAACACAGGAUCUAGGUAAUUACACCAUGAGGAAGCGCACUCUCAAGUCGGGUCAUAAGAAGGGGGCAAGGCAGAGCAGAGCCGAUCCUAAGCUAUAUCACGGCGAACGCGCACGCUUUCACUAUUAUCAAUGCUUGCAGCUAGUGCUACGGAAGCAGAUCGCGGCAUUGAUUGCACUUUGGGAUCUACCCCCCGAGUUUGAAACUGUAUGCAGAGAUACAUGGGCGUUGCAUUUGAAUCUUCUGCCGAGACCACCCCCUGCGGAACCCUACCACCACUUGCGGGAGCAGAAGGGUAAUAAUCCCGAUGCUGGUGACACAAAGCCAUUAUUAGACAACCUUGAUGAGUCUAAGUCCGAUGACGACGACGGUGAUGGCCCCCAGUCGUCCUCUUCUAGCAGCGAAGAGGAAGACCCGGAGCUUGCAGAGCUUCUGCGUGAAAACUCCGAAAUAAGUUCCUCUGACGAGGACAAGGAAAAGGACCAUACUUCCCAAAAGCAUGGGGUCCAGUCGAGUUACCGAUUUGUCGGUACAUAUGACCGCCCUGUCAACUGUAUCGUUGUUCUAGUGGUCGCAUGUUGGACCAUACGUUUACCUGUGAUGUACAAGGAUUUUAUUAACGUUAUUGAAUCUUACGAGCUCCCUUAUUUGGAUUUCCUUCGCCUCCUCCCGUCCGAUAUGACUUGUCAUUUGACGAAGCACGCUGCGAGCGCACUCUCUCCUCAUUUUCCCCCAAGCACGCUUUACAUCCACCGCCUCACCUCUCGCUUGGCAAAGCUCAUGUACGCGAAUUAUGGCGUGUUCACACCAGAGCUCAACGCGUCGCCCGUCUUAUGGCGAGUUGUGCAGCAAUGUCUUGGCGGCACUCCUACAUUGUACAGGCUCGCAAAGAGGCUCGGUCGUAUUCUGUCGCUGCCGUUAACACUGCACCACAGUUUGUCACCCACGUUACGUUGCGCACUGGGUGAUCCCGAAAUGCAGUUGUAUGACAACGUGCCGCCGGAGCUAGCGCUAGUGGCCACAGCAAUAGUUGUACUGAAACUUGUGUAUGGCCUCGACGGGAAACCGAGGCUCCCACGUGAUGUAGAGGAUCCCGCAUCCGCCUUUCCAGACGUUCAUGGUUAUCUGUCGGCAUUCAGGGGAAUGGGUGAAGCAGAUACCCGGCAUAAUGAAAAGCGAUUUAGCUCCAGGGUUCCUAUGUCAACCGGCGAUAUGGAUCUUGCGACUAUAGACGAAUUUCUCAACUUUUGCGAACGAGUGUUGGUGAAACCGCCAAGGGGUGAAUCAGAUCAACAAAUCCUGGACAAUUAUUUCCCACUGUCGACUGAAAGUGGAGGUGCUCGGUUGGAAGUAAUAGUCCCUCACAGCAUCGUUAAAGGACUCUCAGCCACGAAAAUCAACGUAGGCGAGACGACCGUUCUACAACCCGGAGAAUCAUACACUAUCUACCAUUCUCGCGAUGUCCUGGGAAACCUCCCAGAGGAGCAGGCGCUCAUCAUCACGAGAUCAGCUAAAUGGGUUGGCGUCGGUGAUGAUUACUUAUGCGGGGUGGUUGAACGCUUUGAGCGGCGACUCCGGCGAUGGUAUUACAGGGAGCGAAGACGAGAGAAGGAAGAGCAAGAUUCAGAAGGAGAGGGGCUGUUCGAUGGCAUGGAUGAUUGAGCUGGCCGAUGAGCCGUCUCCAAAAAUAGCGGGCGUCACAUACGUGAUCAGGUUUGAUUUAACUUGACGCAUCGUGGUACCGACUAUUCUGUCGCAGGGGUACAUAAUAAUAACAUUGAUACUGUGAUGAAUGC